CAAAAGAAAAAAAGGUUCAAAAGUCCCAACGGUCGAAUCGAAAUUCAGACAGUUCAAAAAGCCGCUCUCCAUCUCCUUCUCUCUUACAGAACAUAAUCAGAUCUCUCUUGCUCUCUCACCCUCACUCUCACUCUCACUCUCAUUGUCUGAAAACCAUGAAGUCUCCGGCGAUAUUAAGCGAGAACAGGUUCCUAGGCAGCAUUACAAGUUCUUCCAUCCGAAAUCUGCUUCCAAAAUCUAUCUCAGGGAAGCAGAAACCAAUCAUCCAAAACCCAGAUACUAAGAUUCCCAGAUCCAACGACGAGAACGCGAUUCCUGUAGAUCCAAACCAAAAGGCUAGCGAUCAUCACACCGCUCUUCAGUUCACGAAGCAAUCUGACUCAAAGGAUGGUAAUUUCGGAGAGCCAAUUAAGGACAAUAAAAUGGGACAAAGCACUUUUGCUGAAGACAAGCGCAGUCUUCUGGAUUCACCAUUAAAGGUUGAAUCAAGGAGUAUACUUUCUAGAAGAACCAAUUCAGUGCCUAGUGAAAUUAAAGAGGAAGAUGACGACGACUCAUUGGGUGAUCAGAUUCGUGAACUAAAGGAAGAGCUCAUAAGAACAAAGUCGGAUGGGUACAACAAAGCUGAUGCAAGUAAGAGUGGACACUUUGCACGUGACAGUUUAAGUCAAUUGAGAGUCAGUAUCAACAAAUCUUUACUCAUGUCGUGUCCAAAAAGAGAUGAAUCUGAGGGAAAAGAGGUGAUCGUGGAUGGUGAAGAUGUGCUGGAAUUGAAUAAACAUAUUGAGAAGCUUCACGGUUCUUAUGAUUCUGUUCACUCCUCAUUUGCAAGUGCUUCAUGCUAUGAAGCCGACUCGAUGAGUGGAGAUGAUGAGGAUGUCUGCUCAGAAGACUUGGAGAAACCAAUGCAUGGAAACCAUAAAGAUGUUGACUUUGUAGAUAAUGAUCCAAGCCAGCUCGACAAUGUUGAAUUCGAUACAACGGGUAGUGGCAUUUCAAUCAGAUCACAGCUUCCUAGUUGCGUUCUAGAAGAGCCAAUUUUCUCAGAAUCUCCAAAGUUUAAGAAUGUUCAGAAGAGUGUAGCUGCAUCGACAAAGUUUUCAGCAAAUCCUAGGAAUGUGUCUGAAAGCUCCAACAUUGGAGACAUGAAAGUCAAUCAGAUUAGCCCGUGUAUGUCAAAGAAGGUUUCAGGUCCUACAGAUUCUCUAGCUGCUAGUCUUCAGAGAGGGCUGCAAAUUAUAGACUAUCACCAAGGGAGCUCACUAUCAAAAAGUUCAUCUGUUUCCUUCUCUUUUGGCCAUAUGGCAUUGAAACCUUGCGCAGAAGGUGAGAAUCUUAAUGCUUCAGUCCAAUCUUUUAGAAAAGAUAAAGCUUCAGAAGGUGGAUUGUCGUCGAUUCUCCUAUGUCUUUCAUGUAGAAAGAAAGUUGACCAAGAAGCUGAAGUAACAGAAGAAGCUGGUUCAAACGAAAAACAUCUCAAGAACAUGUGUAUGGAGCAAGCAGCUAAAAUUGAGGAGCUAACUCUCCUGCUUAGGAAAUCAGAUGAUGGAGAAGAUGGAACAGAGUUCAUCAAAGAAACAUAUGAGACGAAACAAAUUAGUGAAGAGUUUGGAAAAACAAACUUUGAGGUAAGUGAAAAGGAAGCUCUUCUCAAGGAGAUUGCAGACCUAAAGAGCAAGCUGCAGCCUACUAAGUCCACAGACAAUCUGAGAUCCUCGUUACUACUACGAUCCAUUCAAAUGCGCAAAAGCAUUGAUGUUAGCAGGAAUGGUGAGAACAGUGAUGAUCUAGCGAAAGAAAGGGAGAUGUGGACAGAAAUGGAGAGUGAGUGGAUAUCCUUAACAGAUGAUCUCAGAAUGGAUAUCGAUAACCAUCGCAGUCGAGCUGAGAAUCUAGAGUUUGAGCUCAAGCAAGAGAAGCUAGCCACUGAAGAGUUGAAUGACGCGCUCACUAGAGCUGUGCUUGGCCACAGUAGAUUCAUAGAGCAGUACACAGAGCUGCAGGAGACGUACAAUGAACUUGGGGAGAAGCACAGUGUGAUGAUGGCUGGAAUAACAGAUGUAAAGAAAGCAGCAUCCAAGGCCGCUAUGAACGGCCGCCAUGGAAAGCGUUUUGCCAAAGCCUUUUCAGAUGAGCUUUCUGCCAUCAGAGCUGAGAAAGAGAAAGAAAGAGAGCUCUUGAAGAAGGAGAACAAGAACCUAAGAACUCAGCUGCGAGAUACAGCUGAAGCAGUCCAAGCUGCUGGUGAACUACUUGUCAGACUUAGAGAAUCUGAACAGGCCUUACAAGUCUCUGAGGAACGAUUCAGCGUGGUGGAAGAAGAGAAAGAGAGGCUGAAGAAGCAAAUGGAGCAACUAAAGAGCAAACACAAGACAGAAAUAGGGACAAUGAAGCAAUACUUAGCAGAGAGUAAAUUACCAGGAUCUGCAUUGUUGCAGCCAUGGUACAAAGAUGAGGAAGAUGAAAUAGAACAAGUAUCAGAACAUGAAACCGGAGCUGUCAGUUUCGAUGACUACGAGGAUGAUCAGGCUUGGAGAGCAGAGUUUGGAGCUACAUAUCAAGACCACCAUUACUAGUCUUUGUUUCAGACAAACGACCCUUCUCGGGUCAUUUACUAUGAUCCUCCUUAGUACUUUUGUACUGUUAUCUUUCAUUUUGUUGUUCUAUUGUAUCUGCCAUUAUUGAACCGCUAAAAAGAUUUGUAACGGUUGGAAACAUUUUUACAUGUAUUGAUUGAUUCAUCUUUUCCUGAAUUCCAGUGAAAUUCCCAGAAGAACA
This is a messenger RNA of Arabidopsis thaliana (thale cress), 2778 nucleotides long. RefSeq names its product kinesin-like protein. NCBI's taxonomy places the organism in Eukaryota, Viridiplantae, Streptophyta, Magnoliopsida, Brassicales, Brassicaceae. The transcript has 6 exons. Bases 156 to 2576 code for a protein of 806 amino acids. The record is from RefSeq and is marked reviewed.